This is a messenger RNA of Diuraphis noxia (Russian wheat aphid), 2991 nucleotides long. RefSeq names its product thrombospondin-1 like protein golden goal (gene gogo). Lineage: Eukaryota; Metazoa; Arthropoda; Insecta; Hemiptera; Aphididae. Gene Ontology annotation, cellular component: cell periphery. The record is from RefSeq and is a predicted model, not a curated record.
UGCCUAUUAUAAAUCAUAAAUUAUAAUAUAAUUCCGCUGAUCUUAAUAUUAUAUACCUAUAACGUAGUUUUUUCCUUAAAGUGAAACCGCGCGAAAAUCGAUCGAUUUGAAUUUUGAACUAUAUAUAAAAAACGACGUUUUAUUAAUUUUCAUAAGAAAUGUUUGAUAAAUUGUGAAAAGAAAAACAUGAUUGAUCCUGGAAACACAUUCCUCAACACGUUUUAUAUUACGUUUUGUCUAAACCUUAUAUGUGUAGUAGCUCAAGAAUGGUUAAACGUAACAUCCAACUAUACAGCUUUAAUGAGUGACCUCAAUAUAGACUUACUAGAGCCAGGUAUUGCUGUGCAGCUAUAUGAAGCUAAAAACGACAAUUUUACAUUAAUGGGUACAAUACCUGUAGAUGAGAGUUGGCAAAACAUUACCAUACACUGUGGCGUUAUCACCAAAGGGGGACACUAUAUAAUUCAAUUAAUUACUAAUGACACUACCGARGAUGAUGACAUAAUUCAAGACGGGCAAACGGUCGAACUUGACGUCCGAUGGCCCGAGGCUAGUUUAUCGUUCGAACCAAAACGGAUUACGACGUACCCAGAUCCGUGGCAACAAGUCGUAAUCGUAAUGAAAUUCGAAGGGCCUCAAUGCGAACCUGCCGUCGGGUCUGCUGUGCCAAUGCUGUGGCUCGACUUGAUAUACUGUGGUCUAUCUGCCAAUGCGUGCAAGAAUGUCUCCAGAGAGUCGUCCCGGAGUUCUAUGGAACAUUUGAUCGUUCAUUCCGAACAAAUCCGUGGUUACCCGAGAUUCAGGAAGUUAUUUCUAAAAUGCGAUGUCUUUGGUAUUGCCGGUUUUUACACGGCGGUAUUGAGACCGCCUGAACGCCAAGCGGCUUUCACUCACGUCAUGGACGGAMAGUUAGAGGUUGUCCCGAGCAAUAAAUUUACCUUGAACGUACAUGGCAAAUCAAUAUUCCCUUGUGAUAACUACGGUGGYGGUGUUCCUGUGAUGUUUCAGUACCCGUCGUGUAUCUUGCCAACUUCUGACAAAAUCAGACUGUUUGGUCGACAACGGGAAGAUGUAUCUACAUUGUUACCACCGACGAAAUUGCAUUACGUAUCUGAGCAUCGAAUAAUUAAAGGACGCCAUAAUGUGAACUUCGAUUGCGAUUUGUUUUCAGAAAAAUAUAUUGAAUAUUGUUUCGUCUAUGUUAAUCAAGCCAUAAACAGAGCAUAUACAAACAUCAAAACGAACUGUGUGCCAACAUUGCCAAUCACUGAAGACGAUUCUGGACAAUGGAGUAAAUGGAGUGAAUGGUCGCCGUGUUCGACUACAUGUUAUGGAGGGACUAGGAACAGAUAUAGGACUUGUGACUCGCCUCCACCAAAAUAUGGAGCCAAAUUUUGUCAGGGUUCAUCGUUACAAACUGAAUCAUGUGGUGAAAAACAAAUGUCUGGCAAUGAAUGUGGAAAAAUUGAACUACAAAUUCAAAAAUACAAUAACACCUCAACUACCGGCUUUUUGUCCACGUAUGUUAGUGAUGAACUGGGGGCUGAAUGCCGAUGUGGGUGUGUUAUACACAUGUCCAAAGCUACUCGAACAUUAUCUGCCACGACGAAAGGGUGUCCUGGACGAUCGUUUUGGUUGAUAAAAACUGAAGAAAAAACUACUAUACAAUUUGAGUUCAUCCGUCUGUUUUUAUCAUGCUCGAACCAAUGGAUUAAACUUCGCGAUGGUGACUCAACAGCUUCCGACCUUUUAGCAAAUUUAGAAGGGACUCCAGAUUCUACAAAUCCUAUUAUGUCGACUGGAUCAUACCUAUUGGUAGAAUUUUUUUCAAGUUCUACUGUGCUAUCAAAUGGUGAUUGCUUCGGAGGAUUUUUCGCUCAAAUAAAUCGCAUUGGAGCCAAUAAUUGGUCAUUGCCAAAUUCAAGCCAUGUAGAAUUCAAUAACAACUUUACUUAUUUAAUAUCAGAUAUUGAUUCGUUUUUAGCUACAAUUUCUGCAAUUUUAUUAUUUUUGCUGGUUACUUGUAUGUGUUUUUCCUUGCAAUUCGCUGAACGUAAACACAAAUACCAUAAAGCUAUUACUACAAUGGACAAACAUUCUAAUAUGGGUUCAACUUGCAGUAUGUUAAACGAUAAUGACUAUWCAGCAUCAACUACAACUUUACAAUCACAUAUACCACCAAUAAUAGAAAUUUCAGACACUGGUGAAAACCAAGAUGAUGUGGUUGAAGGAGAAACRAUUUCUGUAGCUGGGAGUGAAAUAGUACCAGAAAAUAUUGUCAYGUGUUCUUCAACAAUAGAUCAGUGUACACCAUUUGUUUCUCAAACGUCCUUAUCUUCAAGGAAAAUUAUAACCCAGUCAACGUCUACUUUGAAUGACCGACCAAAAAUUCAUAAUAAACACAACCCGUUGACUAGUAGCACAGAUUCGAGUAUUCACGGCCAYGACGUGUCGGACUUAGAGAUGGAUUACUAUGAUUACAACGUUCAGAACACAAACAGUGUGCCUGGGUCGUACAUAGGAAUGGACCCGGCUUAUUGCUUAUGGAUACCUCCUUUAUCGGACCAAAGUCCUGGGGAUCACCACGAAAGUAUGGAAAUGUCCAUUUUGGACAUAAAAAACGACAAAUGUAAAAGAAAUUGCGAAAUUAGCAGCAAAUACAAUAAUAGGUUGUCUGCUGACAGUGAAUCGACGUUAGUUAACGAAGACUGUGUUUCAUUGAAAACCCUGAAAUCAUCGCCAAAAGCGUAUUUUUCUAAAAAUAAUCAAAAGGCUGAGUAUAUAAAUGAUUCGAGUAUUAAGUUUGUUGACGACGAUGACGGAGUUGAUGUAGUUUAUGUAGAUAAUAAAGCGGCUUACACGCAUUAAUUUUCACUUCUAAAAACCUUUGAAGUCUCAAUAAAUUGUCCUUAUUAUAARUUAUUUUAUUAAUUGAAUUUCAAAAAUAAUAUAUUAACUUUUAUUGUAGGUACGUUACAAUUUUAAUUUCAG